UCGGAGGGAGGGGGGAGCCAAGAUGGCGGCGGCUGAGGAGGAGGAGGUCUCGCGGCCGCCGCUGCCACCGACGCCGCCAAGGAAUUGCAGGAUGAGGCUGUUUCCUGGAGACCUGGUCGCCCAUCACUCUUGAUUCCCACAACUUUGCAAAAACGCCUACCACAAUGUCCAGCUCAAGCUACCCUCCCAACCAAGGAGCGUUCAGCGCGGAGCAGAGCCGUUAUCCGACGCAUUCGGUCCAGUAUACCUUUUCCAGCGGCCGGCACCAGCAGGAAUUUGCGGUCCCGGAUUUCCGUACCUCCCACUUGGAAGUCAGCCAGGGUAGCCAACUUCUGCAGCAACAGCUCCGCCGUCGCCCCUCUUUGCUCUCCGAAUUUCAUCCUGGCUCGGACCGGCCUCAGGAGAGGAGAUCGGGGUACGAGUCCCAGUUCCACGCUGGCCCUUCCCAAGCCGAUCAUGACACGCUGGACUCCAAGCGGCCGCGCCUGGACCAGCUGUCCGAUUCCCAUUACCAGCGGGUCAACGCCACUGCGGUCCUGCCCUUGGCCCAUCAGCUCCAGGAAGGGCUGCGCUCAUCGGACCUGAAGAAGGAUCCAGUCUUUGGAGGCAAGCAUGAAGGCCCUCCGUCGCCCAUGUCGAGCCAGUCGUGCGGAGAGGACCAGAACGCCUCUCCCUCCAAGCUGUCGAAGGAAGAGCUCAUCCAGAGCAUGGACCGUGUCGACCGGGAGAUCGCCAAAGUGGAGCAGCAGAUCCUCAAACUGAGGAAAAAGCAGCAACAGCUGGAGGAAGAAGCGGCCAAACCGCCUGAACCGGAGAAGCCCGUGUCGCCUCCGCCGGUGGAGCAGAAGCACCGCAGCGUCGUCCAGAUCAUCUACGAUGAGAAUCGGAAAAAAGCAGAGGAAGCUCAUAAGAUUUUCGAAGGGCUGGGCCCCAAGGUGGAGCUGCCUCUUUACAACCAGCCUUCCGACACUAAAGUGUACCACGAAAACAUCAAAACGAACCAGGUGAUGAGAAAGAAGCUGAUUUUGUUUUUCAAGAGACGGAAUCAUGCCAGGAAACAAAGGGAGCAGAAGAUCUGCCAGCGCUACGACCAACUGAUGGAGGCCUGGGAGAAGAAGGUGGACCGGAUCGAGAACAACCCCCGCCGGAAGGCCAAGGAGAGCAAAACCCGGGAGUAUUACGAGAAGCAGUUCCCGGAGAUCCGGAAGCAGCGGGAGCAGCAGGAGAGGUUCCAGAGGGUUGGCCAAAGAGGAACUGGCCUUUCGGCCACCAUCGCUCGGAGCGAGCACGAAAUCUCCGAGAUCAUCGACGGGCUGUCGGAACAGGAGAACAACGAAAAACAGAUGCGCCAGCUGUCCGUCAUUCCUCCCAUGAUGUUCGAUGCCGAGCAGAGACGCGUGAAGUUCAUCAACAUGAAUGGCCUGAUGGAAGACCCCAUGAAGAUCUACAAGGAUCGCCAGUUCAUGAACGUCUGGACCGACCACGAGAAGGAGAUCUUCAAAGAAAAGUUUGUCCAGCAUCCUAAAAACUUUGGCCUCAUAGCUUCCUAUUUAGAAAGAAAGAACGUGCCGGACUGCGUCUUGUAUUACUACUUGACCAAGAAAAACGAAAACUACAAGGCCCUGGUGCGGAGGAACUACGGCAAGCGGCGAGGGAGAAACCAGCAACAAAUCUCUCGUCCUUCCCAAGAAGAAAAAGUCGAAGAAAAAAUAGAGGAGGAGAAAGCCGAGAAAACUGAGAAAAAGGAGGAGGAGAAAAGAGAUGAGGAGGAAAAAGACGAGAAGGAGGAAUCCAAGGAAAAUAUCAAGGAAAAGGAGAAGAUCGAAGCUCAGCCCGAGGAGUCCGAGGAGCGGGAGGUCACAGCUCCGAGGGGGCGUAAGACGGCCAACAGCCAAGGCCGACGGAAGGGCCGGGUCACCCGAUCGAUGACGAACGAAGCCGCGGCGGCGAACGCGGCCGCAGCGGCCACCACUGAAGAGCCGCCCCCUCCUUUGCCACCCCCGCCCGAACCUUGUAAGUCAAGGGGGUCCCGAGAACGGCCCAUCACCACCUCGGUCGAUAUCUCUGUUUCUCCCGCAAUGUACCUUCUGCCAAUCCUGUUUCUUGGUUCCCACAAUUCUUCCCGUGAUGCGCUCGAGUUCGGGAAGCGGUACAGGUCCGUCCUCGGCUUACGAAAACUAGCUAACAAACUAACAAAUGAGGUUAGUCUAUCUUCUAAACUAGCAAGGUAUUUUUCUUCUUCCUCCAGGAUCUUUGCAAUGGACUCCAAGCCUUCCCUGUUAAAUCCCACCGGACCCCUGCUGGUAUCAUCCGCAAUUAAACAAGGAGCGAUGGAUUUGCAGCAGCUUCAGCACCGAGCAGCCAUCAUACCACCAAUGGAACGGCUGCCCAUGAUCCCCGGCUUCCCGACCAGCGGCUACACUCUCCUCCAUCAGCACAUCAAGGCCAUGCACAAAUCCAGUGUGCUGGAGGAGCAACAGCGGCAGAGACAAGAACAGAUGGAAGUGGAUUUCCGGAGAUCUUCUAGUCCCUGCGGCUCUUCAAAGAGUCCGAACAUCGAGUGGGAUGCAAAGACAGUCGCCUACAUGCCUUACGCCGAAGUCAAGCGCGCCAUGGAUCAGGAAGCCCAGAUGCAAAACGCAGCGGCCCGAUCGGGCUCGCCUUACCGCCUCUCUCCCCGGGACAUGAACAAGGCUUCGCCCCAGCCGGACAUGAAUGCCACCCGUUACAGUGUCCCGCCAGUCCUGCAGCCAGCUCCCCACCAAGUCAUCAUGAACCUCCCGGAAGGGGUGCGGCCCCCGCCCACCCGGCCCACCCGGCCGCCCCCACCCCUGAUCCCCUCCUCCAAGACGGUGGUCCCUUCGGAGAAGCCCUCCUUCAUCAUGGGAGGCUCCAUUUCUCAAGGAACACCGGGCACUUACCUGUCCCACAGUCAGAGCUCUUACGGCCAGGAACCAGCCAAGCCACCUGGAGGCUCCAUUUCGCUCGGCCUGCCAAGGCAGCAGGAUUCCAAGUCAGCUUCCCUGCCCUACAUCAAGCAAGAGGAAUUUUCACCCCGGAGCCAAAAUUCACAACAGCCCGAAGGCUUGUUAGUCAGGGCUCAGCACGAGGGAGUCGUUCGAGGUACAAACACCAUCCAAGAAGGGAGCAUCACUCGGGGGACCCCCACCUGCAAGGUUUCCAUGGAAGCGAUGCCUGCUUUGCGUGGCUCCAUCACUCAGGGAACCCCGGGCCUUCCCCAGGCUGGAAUUGCAGCCGACGUUCUGCUCAAAGGAACCAUCACCCGUCUGGCUACCGAGGACAGCAGUCUGGAGAAGAGCCGAGAAGAGGCUGCCACCUCGAAAGGCCAUGUCAUCUACGAGGGCAAAAGUGGCCACAUCAUUACCUACGAUGCUAUCAAGAACGUUCGGGAAGGAACGCGGAGUCCAAGGACGGCCCACGAUAUGAGCCUCAAACGGACAUAUGAAGCUAUGGAAGGAAACAUCAAACAGAGCAUGUCAAUGAGAGAAUCUCCUGUCUCAACACCUUUAGAAGGCUUAAUCUGCCGGGCUGUGCCCCAAGGGAGUCCCCACUCCGACAUGAAGGAGAGGACCGUGUUGUCGGGUUCAAUAAUGCAAGGGACCCCGCGGUCGACGGUGGAGAGCUACGAAAUGGGACUCAAGUACCCGAAGAUCAAGAGGGAAUCUCCUCCCAUGAGGGGCUUUGAGGGGGCCAUCGCCAAGGGCAAGCUCUACGACGGGGUCACCACCAUCAAGGAAAUGGGCCGCUCCAUCCACGAAAUCCCCCGGCAGGAGCUGCUGAAUCAGGAGAGCCAGAAGAACCCCGACAUGGUCCCCGGCGUCCGGCCCAUCAUCGAAGGCUCCAUCUCGCAGGGCACGCCCAUCAAGUACGAGAGCAGCUCCUGCCAGUCGGCCAUCAAGCACAACGUCAAGUCCCUGAUCACCGGGUCCAGCAAGCUCUCUCGAGGCAUGCCGCCCAUGGAGAUGUUACCCGAGAACAUGAAGGUGGUGGAACGCGGGAAACACGAAGACCCCAAGGCCGGAGAGAUGCGUUCUCGCCACACCUCGGUGGUCAGCUCGGGACCCUCCGUCUUGCGGUCAACCCUCCACGAGGCUCCCAAGUCCCAAGUCAGCCCGGGGAUCUACGAAGAUGCCAACGCCAGGAGGACCCCAGUCGGCUAUCAAAGCAUGUCCAGGAGUUCACCCAUGAUGAACCGGGCCGAAGGCAACCUUUCUUCGGGGAAGCCCUUGAAUCACGAGAGGAAGUCCACUUUGACGCCGACGCAACGGGAGAGCGUCCCGGCCAAAUCACCGGUCCCGGGGGUUGACCCCGUGGUCACGCACAGUCCCUUCGACCCCCACCACCGAGGGGCAGCCCCCGAGGUCUACAGGAGCCACCUCUCGCCUCACCUGGACCCGGCCAUCCAGUUCCACCGAGCCUUGGAUCCCACGACCGCCUACAUGUUCCAGCGGCAACUCUCGCCCACGCCGGGCUACCCCAGCCAAUACCAGCUUUACGCCAUGGAGAACACGCGGCAGACCAUCCUGAACGACUACAUCACCUCGCAGCAGAUGCAGGUCAACCUGCGGCCGGACCUCGCGCGAGGACUCUCCCCGCGAGAGCAGACCUUGGCGCUUCCCUACGCGGGGGCCAGAGGAAUCAUCGAUCUGAACAGCAUGGCGCCCACCAUCUUGGUGCCCCACCCUGGGGGGCCGAGCACACCCCCGAUGGAGAGGAUUACCUACAUUCCUGGCACUCAGCUGGCGUUCCCCACCAGGCCUUACAACCCACCUUCCAUGUCUCCAGGACACCCGUCUCACUUACCGGCGUCCGUGGUUGCCAGUGCAGAGAGGGAGAAAGAGCGAGAGCGCGAACGAGAGCGGGAGAGAAUGUCGUCCACUCCCACGGAUCUCUACCUUCGCCCAGGCGCUGAGCCGCCAGGGAAAGGAGGCAGCCACGGCUACGUCCGCUCACCGUCGCCCUCUGUCCGGAGCCAGGAGUCCAUCCUCCAGCAGCGGCCCAGCAUCUUUCAGGGCGCCAACGGGACGAGUGUCAUCAGCCCUCUGGAUCCGGCUGCCCAGCUGCGCAUCAUGCAGCUGCCCCCUGGCACUCCCUCCAUCACCCAAGGCCUGCCGUCCUCCCGCUACAGCACCGCCGCCGACGCACUGGCCGCUCUGGUGGACGCCGCUGCCUCCGCCCCGCAGAUGGAAGUGGCCAAGUCCAAGGAAAGCAAGCACGACGGCGGGCGGAUCGAGGAGAACCCGGGGCGCAGGUCCUCAGUGGUCAGCGAGCAACCACCACCACCACCGCCGAUGGAGCAGAAGGCGCUGGACGGGGAGAAGAGGGGCGCGUCGGGCCCUUACGCCUCCUCGGCUUCGGCGGCUUUCUCGGCCAGCAAAUCCCAGAACUUGCCGUCUUCGGCUGUCUACUCCGAGGCUGGGAAAGACAAAGGGCCGCCCUCCAUCUCCAAGUACGAGGAGGAACUGCGCACACGCGGCAAGACCACCAUCACCGCCGCCAAUUUCAUCGACGUGAUCAUCACGCGGCAGAUCGCCUCCGACAAGGACGCCCGCGAUCGCAGCUCACAGAGCUCGGAUUCGUCCGGCAGCCUAUCCUCGUCUUCGCACCGCUACGAGCCCUCGAGGGACGCGAUCGAGGUGAUCAGCCCCGCCAACUCCCCUGUCCCCGCUCAGGAGAAGAUGCCCCCUUACCAGCAGGAGCCCCCCAAAAUGAACCCAGGAGAAAGAGACUGUGGCCGCCAGUACGAGGGCUCCAGCCACCCUUACAGACCCGUGCAGGAUUCGCCCUCGCCACAGCAACCGCCGUCCCAGCAGUCCCAGGCACCCUCCGCACCCCAGACGGCCCCUCCGCCAGUCCAGACUCACCGCGUGAUCACCUUGGCUGACCACAUCUGUCAAAUCAUCACGCAGGAUUUUGCCCGCAACCAGGCCUCCAACCAGCCUUCCCUCCCGACUCCCACCAGCACAUUCCAGACUUCGGCUCUGACCUCGGUCGCGACGGCAAACCGGGCCAAAGCUUCGAACCGCUACAGCCCCGACUUCCAGGUGCAAGCCGCCUCCCACCAGCGCCCGGGCUCCCGGAUGUCCCCCGAAAACAUCCCUGAGAAAAGCAGGGGCAGGCUUGGAAAAUCCCCCGAGAGAAGCCACGGAGUUUCCUCGGAGUCGUACGAGCCGAUCUCUCCGCCACAGGCGCCGGCAGCCUACGAGAAACAAGACAACUUCCUGCUUCUCUCGCAAAGGCCGGAGCCUUCGGAACAGAGGACAGAUUCCCGUUCUCCGGGCAGCAUCGCCUACCUGCCUUCCUUCUUCACCAAACUGGAGAGCACCUCCCCGAUGGUGAAGUCGAAGAAGCAGGAGAUCUUCCGCAAGCUGAACUCGUGCGGAGGAAAUGAGUCCGAUAUGGCAGCUGCUCAGCCUGGGACAGAAAUCUUCAACUUGCCAGCUGUCACCACCUCAGGUUCGGUGAGCGCCCGAGGCCCCUCCUUAGCCGACCCCGCCAGCAACCUGGGCCUGGAGGACAUCAUCCGCAAAGCCCUGAUGGGCAGCUUCGACGACAAAGGCGAGGAGCACGGCCUGGUCAUGGGGCAGCCCAUGGGGAUGGUGCCCGGCGGGUCGAGUGGGUCGCUACCCACCAACAGCGAAGCGCGGCGGGAGGAAACCAGCCCCUCCCCUAAUCCAGGUGGGGGGCUCAGCAAGCAGAAGCUGAUGGGGAAAUCGGGGAGCAGGAAGUCCAAGUCUCCACUUCCGGGCCAGGGCUACCUGGGAACGGAGCGCCCCUCCUCGGUCUCCUCUGUGCAUUCGGAAGGGGACUAUCACCGGCAGACGCCCGCCUGGUCGUGGGAAGACCGGCCCUCUUCCACAGGUUCCACACAGUUCCCCUACAACCCGCUGACCAUCCGGAUGCUGAGCAACACGCCCCCCACCUCCAUGGCCUGCACCCCCCCCUCCGCCGGCCAGGCCGCCACCACCGCCGCGCACCAGCCCAGCCGGAUAUGGGAGCGGGAACCUGCCCCUCUGCUCUCCGCCCAGUACGAGACGCUUUCCGACAGCGACGACUGACACGGACGGAGGGCUUGGAGCUUGCCUGCUUCAGGGGGGGAAAAAAAAAAACGAGAGACACAUACACAAACACGGAAAGAAAGAAAGAAAGGAAAGAAAGCAAAGAAAGAAAGAAAGAAAGAAAGAAAGAAAGAAAGAAAGAAAGAAAGAAAGAAAGAAUAAAUAUUCAGCAGGGAAGUUUGCAAAAACCAAGCUGGGGAGGGGGGGGGAAUGGAAUGGCUGCAUUUUUUUUAAUUUUAAAAAAAAGCCAGAAACCCCCCUCCCCUCUUUAACCCCCCCGAGACUGUCGGACGGAAAUUUAAGACGGGAUCCCCCCUUUUCGGCCGGUGUCCCGAAGAUAAAUACGUGUAAAGAGUUUUGGGGUGGUUUUUUUUUCCUUCUUUUUUUAAAGGGAGAAAAAAAAAGGACGUGUUAUUCUUGACCUCUCUGGAAAAAAGGAAGAAGAAAAACGGGAAAAAGAGAAAAAAAAAUUAUCUUUCUUCUGUAAAUAGAGUAACUUUUUUCUGCAGUGUUUCCGCACAGCCCCCCCUCCUCUUCCUCCACCCCCACCCCCCCCCACUUUAAACCCUGGGUAGAUUUUCUGGUGUUCAAAAUCAUUGUUGUAAAACUUUGGGGGUCAUUUUAUAUAUAUAUAUAUAUGCAUAUAUAUAUAUCUAUAUAUAUAUUUUUAAAGGCCUUGUCUCAAGACUAGACACUUCCAAAAUUUUGGGGGUGCGAGCAAGAGGAUGCCCCGCCCCUUCCUUUUGCAUCAUCUGUCUGUAGAAAUGUGGAGGGGUGGGAGA
This is a messenger RNA of Thamnophis elegans (Western terrestrial garter snake), 7861 nucleotides long. It is a transcript of the gene NCOR1, whose product is annotated as nuclear receptor corepressor 1. Gene Ontology annotation, biological process: negative regulation of transcription by RNA polymerase II. The transcript is spliced from 44 exons. The record is from RefSeq and is a predicted model, not a curated record. Bases 165 to 7079 code for a protein of 2304 amino acids. Lineage: Eukaryota; Metazoa; Chordata; Lepidosauria; Squamata; Natricidae. Gene Ontology annotation, molecular function: transcription corepressor activity; nuclear thyroid hormone receptor binding.